Trametes versicolor FP-101664 SS1 is the source of this 1164-nucleotide messenger RNA. Its product is annotated as ribose 5-phosphate isomerase. Gene Ontology annotation, cellular component: intracellular membrane-bounded organelle. Gene Ontology annotation, biological process: pentose-phosphate shunt, non-oxidative branch; D-ribose metabolic process. Lineage: Eukaryota; Fungi; Basidiomycota; Agaricomycetes; Polyporales; Polyporaceae. Gene Ontology annotation, molecular function: ribose-5-phosphate isomerase activity. The coding region runs from base 83 to 1030 and encodes 315 amino acids. The transcript has 11 exons. The record is from RefSeq and is a predicted model, not a curated record.
CUUCGGCCGUCUCUGUCAUAACAUACCCCCCGCUCGACUUGCCAGCCAGCGAGGACCGUUUUCACGAAGGAGCAGCUCCAAGAUGCCGAUCCCGCCAGCACUGUUGACCCCGAACAUGUCGACGCCCACCGAUGGGGUGUACCCGCAGCCUCUCCGGCCAACUCUGGCUGGCCAGAACACCAAAUACAUCACAACGAGCACACCACUUCUCCAGCCUCUCCCGCCAAAAGUUGCUCCGUCGUCUUCUUCCGUCGAAGGCUCGAAGCGUCUAGCGGCUUGGACUGCGGUCGACCGACACAUUCACCCCGAGCAUAAGGUCAUCGGGAUCGGCUCUGGCUCCACCGUGCCGUAUGUCGUCGAGCGCAUAGUGUCCCAGGGCAGGGCCAUGAACAAGGACCGAGUCUUCAUCCCGACUAGCUUCCAAUCCAAGGAGCUGAUCGUGAACGGGCAAUUGCUCCUGGGUGAUGUCGAUCAGUACCCUGUCAUCGACGUCACUAUAGACGGAGCAGAUGAAGUCGACCUUGACCUGAACUGCAUCAAGGGCGGAGGUGGUUGCCACCUUCGCGAGAAGGUGCUCGCGGAAGCUGCAGACACUUUCAUCCUCGUCGCGGAUUACCGCAAGAACUCCAACGUACUUGGCACCAUGUUCAAGCAGGGUAUUCCAAUCGAGGUCGUACCGUUCGCGUACACCAAGAUUCUGCAGAACUUGCACCUGCUCGGUUCGCCUAAGGCCGUGCUCCGCAUGGCGAAGGCGAAGGCAGGCCCCGUAGUGUCCGACAACGGCAACUUCAUCAUCGACGCUCCUUUCCCCGAAGAGAUGAUGAAGGACCCGUACACGCUUUUGACUCGCAUCAAAAUGCUCACGGGCGUCGUCGAGGUGGGCCUGUUCUGCCACAUGGCGAAGGCCGCGUACUUCGGCAACGCGGAUGGCAGCGUCACGAUCAAGUUCCACGACGGGCAGGUGGAGCAGGUCCAGGCGGACAAGAGCCCGCUCAUAGAGAAGCCCCAGGAACAAUUCCAGUCGCUUUGAAUGCUCUCAAAGCGCAUAUCCCCGGCGGUAUGACGACGAAGAUGACGACAGAGGAAUAGACAGUAUGCUACCUGUAUUCUAGCCGGCCGAUUUGUAUAUUUGCCCUGUUUUGAAUACAUGGACUUUCCGGAAUC